AUGGAGAACCGGUCUCGGGUCCGGUGUCCGGAGAAUGAAGAACUGGCGUCGUUCAUGUGGAACAAGUGGAAAGACAUGGCUGCGCAACCCAAAGGUCUUUCCGAAAACAUGGAAAUGACACUUUCUAAAGCUCAUUUCAAUGUCUGUAACUCUAAAAACCCAAUUCGAACUAUUAAAGAUUUUUCUCUUGUCAAGGGUGUGGGGAAAAUGAUAUUGAGGCUGAUGCAGGGUUUUUUUGGGACCGGUUCUGGAGGUACUGAACCAGGGACCGGUUCUGGAGGCACUGAACCAGCUGACUUGACCAAAAAGGGAAAUAAAACUAAAGGAACUAAGCGCUAUAUGCCUCAAAGGAACUCUGUGGCAUAUGCAUUAUUGAUAACCCUUUACAGGGGAACUUCAAAUGGGAAUGAAUUUAUGCGUAAACAGGAGCUUAUUGAUGCUGCUGAAGCCAGUGGGUUAUCUCGAGCACCAAUUGCGCCAGAAAAAGGGAAAGGAAAACCUGGACAUUUUGGAAAUCCUCCACAGGAAUGGUACAGUGGAUGGAGCUGCAUGAAGACAUUGGUUUCUAAAGGAUUAGUUGUAAAAUCAAGUUGCCCAGCAAAGUACAUGCUAACUCAAGAAGGUAAGGAAGCCGCAUGCGACUGUAUUAAAAGAUCUGGAAUGGCGGAAUCUUUGGACAAAUCGGCUUCUGUUGAAAUUUCUUUUCAUAUGGAUAAACAAAACUCAUUAGAUAUGGAAGCCAAUGCUCAUGAUAUGGAAUCAGAAGUGACAUCGCCAUUGAACCAGCAAAAGAAACCAAUUCAUGUUCCUUUUGAUUCCCUUGAGAGGUUUACAAAUAUGGGUUACUCCAAAGAGCAAGUUAUUAGUGCUUUUGAGAAUGAAUCCAUUAGCCAUCCAAAUAAAGAUGUCUCAUCUCUGUGGCCGGCAGUUUUAUGUCAUCUUCGGGAGGAGCAAGUCUAUGGUUCACAGCCAGAGUCUCAAAUAAUGAUGAGUGCUAGUAAUGUUGUAAAUGGUCCCAAAGUUCCUGUUAGAAAAGAGAACAGAACUGUGAGUUCAUCCUCUGGUGGGCAUGUGGCAAACUUAGGUUCUCCUGAUAUUCCAACUUUUCCCAUGAGAGCUUGCUCAUCCGUUGAUCAUACCACGCAAAAGCCAAACAAGGAUGAACUUGAAUCAAAGAUGAACAUUUUAAGUAUGCCACCACUGAGCUUGGGGGAGAGAUUUGAGGAUGCUUAUGAGGUAGUUUUAAUAUUGGAUGAUCGGGAGCAGUUCGCUACACAAGGAUCCCGAUCUAGAAAGAUUAUUGAUAAUAUUCGCAGCCACUUCAAAAUCAAAAUAGAGGUUCGGCGAUUGCCCGUUGGAGAUGGGAUUUGGAUAGCGCGCCACAAAAAUCUUGGCAGUGAAUACGUGUUGGACUUUAUUGUCGAGAGGAAGAAAAUUGAUGAUCUACGCAGUUCAAUUAGGGAUAACCGCUACAAGGAUCAGAAGUUAAGACUUGUGAGAUGUGGGCUGAGGAAGUUGAUAUAUCUUGUUGAAGGUGAUCCAAAUUCUUCUGAAGCUGCUGAAAGUAUAAAAACAGCCUGUUUUACGACAGAGGUUCUGGAGGGAUUCGAUGUUCAGAGAACAACUAGCUUAGGCGAUACCCUAAGGAAGUAUGGUCAUCUUACCCAAGCAAUUUAUCAAUAUUACAAGUCCGGAUUUUUUGAAGACAAUAAUAAACGCUCUGCGAUAUGUCCUCCUUUUGAUGAAUUUAUCAGAAGGUGUCAAGAUCUUGAAAAAAUGACAGUUAGUGAUGUAUUUGCAACCCAGCUUAUGCAGGUUCCACAGGUUACCGAGGAGAUUGCCAUGGCUGUGUUGGAUUUGUAUCCUACACUUCUGUCUCUUGCUCGCGCAUACACACUACUUGAUGGCGAUUCUCGCGCGCAAGAGCAAAUGCUUCAAAGACAAAGUAGUAAUGUGAUCAAUGCAACUGCUAGUAGGAAUAUUUUCCAGCUUGUUUGGGGUAGCUGA
Molecule: messenger RNA, 2007 nt
Organism: Lathyrus sativus (Indian pea)
Lineage: Eukaryota; Viridiplantae; Streptophyta; Magnoliopsida; Fabales; Fabaceae
Source: the annotation of a GenBank genome assembly